AUGCACCGCCUCGGCCUCCUGUAUCAACUUUCGCGCCGAGGUCCCGGCGACCUUUCGCUCAGCCAGAUCUACCUCCAGAACAACCCCUCGACGCACAACGGCGGAACGGACAUCGGGCGGGACUUUGUUCCCGAGCCUUCCGACGAGAUCCAGAUCGAACCUGAGCCCGAACCCGAGCCUGAGUCGAAACGUGCCGACGACUGGCGACGCGUCCGGACGGGGCCCAGCUCCGCACCACUGGACGAGCUGGACUCGUCUGCUACUGCUGUCGCGCGUGUCCCACUCCCCGAGCCGCUGGUUGUGACACCAAAACGAGUGCGGCAGCCUUUCGACACGCACCGCUUUGUCUCAAAGCUCAACGCUGCGAGCAUCGAGCCCGACGUCUCCAGAGUACUCAUGGAGAGCGUGAGAAGCCUCAUUACGCACCGCGUCGACCGCGCAUCCGAAAAUAUGCUCAGCAAAGCCGAGCUUGAUGACCAAGCGUACCUCUUCAGAGCGGCGCUCUCAAGGGUACGCACAGAAUGGAACGUACGUAAGCGCAACGCGGGAAUAGCUGGACGAGACGCACUCAGCGCAAUUCGGAGAGACAUCGACUCGGUUGAGCUCACGAUGAGCGAGGACGUACAGGAGCUCAAGCACGAUAUUGAGCUCGAAAUGGGCAACCGCAAAACAGACACGCGGAGCGACAUGAAGCAGGCGAGCAUCAAUAUCGAGGAGAUUAACAAUCGAGCCACCAUCAGCAUCGGAGACCUCAAGACGGAGAUUGAGAGCGCCAAGUGGGAGGCGACGCGGCGCGCCAUUGCCAUCAUUGCAGUGUUCGUUGUGUUUGGGGUUGUGAUUUCAACGGUAACGUUCGGUGAGAGCAAGGUCCCACCGGGGCCCAAGCCCGACGCGACCGCCCAUCCCGCGUCCGCUUCGACCCCAGUAACAGCGACGCGCGACAUGGGCAUCGGCACUGAUGACGACUUUGACUAUGAGGCGCGCAUCGACAAGCUGCUCGAAGACGUGGAGCGACCCGAGCGACCCGAGCCCAAGCGUCCCCGCCGGUCGUCCAAGCCAGACCGCUUUACCUACACGGAGCGUAUUUGA
Molecule: messenger RNA, 1089 nt
Organism: Cutaneotrichosporon cavernicola
Lineage: Eukaryota; Fungi; Basidiomycota; Tremellomycetes; Trichosporonales; Trichosporonaceae
Exons: 3
Coding region: 1-1089 (362 amino acids)
Cellular component (GO): mitochondrion
Source: RefSeq, a predicted model, not a curated record